CCUCGCCCCGCCUCGCCCCGCCCUCUUCUUCGGCGCUGUCGCUCAGCUGGUAGCUGCGGCUGCUUCGGGAAAGCGGGAGGAUGCGCUGAACCUCGGCUGCGGUGACCGUGUCCAACGCUCAUCACAGGGUGCGCUGUCUACCUGGAGAACAUUUUUCUCUGAAGGAAAAGAUGCUGUCUCCACAUGAGAACAAGUUGGAAAAACUGGAUCCAUUUUAUAGGCCUUCAGCAUCCAAACAGAAGACCAGCGCGGAGAUCAUAAGCGAAGCGCGAAAUGCGCUACGGAUGGUUAAAACUCAAAGACCGUUUACCCCGCAGCAAGAGCAGAGAAAGCUGUUUGGAGCCGGGUCUGCAAGAACGCCAGAAAACAGGCCUCCUUCCACCUUCAGCCUCCAUGCGUCCAGCUUUGAGUCAUCUGAUUCCAGGCCUAUCUCUGGCACACGUCUCAGCCCGCUAGAGCUGAAGCCGAAAGCUCCAGCAUCUCCCAGCACGGAGCAGGAUCCCUGCCUGUCCUUUCCCAGACCCCCGGUGGACCCCGCGAAGAUCAGACGGAUAAGCAGCGCCCGGGCGCGCCUGUUCCGGGCGGCGUCUCAGGGGCCUCUGCUGCCAGACAGAUUGCUUCCUCCCGCCAACGCCAAGAAGCUGGUGGAGUCCAAAGGAGCAGUUUUGAUGGGGGACUCUCUGGUGAACGUAAAUGGCAUUUGCCUAACAAAACCAAAAACCCUCAGCCAUGCCAGGAGUCACCCACUGCAGCUGACUUACGAUGGAGGCUUCAGGGAAACCCAGGAGCAAGAAAUGUUCAAAGAGGCAGCAUCCUUGCCAUCCCAUCUCCAAAGCGGAGGGGCCCAGGGGAAGAGGUGUGUGACGACUUCAUCGUGCCUCGGCAGCUGGGACCUGGGCAGGCCAGAAACCAAAGCAGUCUCAAAAGCCGACUUGCGAGAGAAGGACGCCGAAAAAGAAGACGAAGUCUUUUGGAAUAUAAGGAUCCUACCGAUUUUGCAUGAAUUAGAAAAGGAAGAAAACAUUGAAACCAUCUGUGCUGCUUGCACACAACUGCAUCAUGCAUUAGAGGAAGGAAACCUGCUUGGAAAUAAAUUUAAGAGAAGAAGCAUUCUCCUGAAGACCCUAUAUAAACUAGUUGACUUCAAUUCGGACUUGCUCAGCCUUAAACUUGCCAAAAUUAUUCUAGCACUUAAAGUGAGUAGAAAGAAUCUCCUUAAUGCCUGCAAACUUAUAUUUAAAAUUAGCAGGAAUGAGAAGAACGAUUCUCUGAUUCAGAGUGACAACAUUCUGGAGUCUCUCCUGGAGGUGCUGAGGAGUGAGGACCUGCAGACCAACACUGAAGCUUUCUUAUACUGCACGGGAGCUAUAAAAUUUCUCUCCGGAAAUCCAAGUUUCCUCAGUGAAAUGAUCAGCAGAGGCGUCGUGGAAAUACUGAUGAGUCUGAUAAAGGAGAUCAACGAGAACACCGCGGCGCGAGGUGCAUGUCCGCCUGAUUCGGGCCACUUGCUGGUGCAGGUGACAGCGACACUGAGGAACCUGGUGGAUUCACCGCUGGCAAGAACCAAGCUCCUGGGCAUCAGUGCCCUGCCCCAGCUCUGCACAGUGAUGGAACUGUGCAUGGGUGACAAGGACGUCUGCACCAAUGUCACCAGAAUAUUCAGCAAGCUCACCUCCUACCGUGACUGCUGUGCAGCCUUGGCCAGCUGUUCCAGAUGUUAUGCUUUGUUUUUGAAUCUGAUAGACAAAUACCAGAAGCAGCAGGAUGUCGUCGUCCGCGUCGUCUUCAUCCUGGGCAACCUGACAGCCAAGAGCAACCAGGCCCGCGAGCAGCUGUGCCGGGAGCGCGGGAGCGUGCGAAGCCUGCUGGCGCUCUUCCGCGCCUUCCAGCGCCUCGACGUGCGGGCCUCCCCGGCGCGGGCGCACGGCGCCGCCCUGCCCAGGCCGCCGUCCGAGGCCGAGGCCGUGCUCGUCAAGCUGACCCGCGUGCUGGCCAACCUGGCCAUCCACCCGCGCGUGGGCCCCGCGCUGGCCGCCGACCCGCGUCUCGUGAGCCUGCUCCUGAGCACGCUGGAAUACAAGUCACUUGAGGAUUGUGAGGAGCUGGUGAUCAAUACCACGGCAACGAUCAACAACUUGUCUUUCUACCAAGUGAAGAAUUCCGUAAUCCAGGACAAAAAACUCCAUAUUGCUGAAUUGCUCUUAAAGCUUCUUGUGAGUAAGAACAUGGAUGGGAUCCUGGAGGCUGUGCGUGUUUUUGGGAAUCUCUCCCAGGACCAUGAAAUCUGUGAUUUCAUCGUGCAGCACAAUGUACACAAGUUCAUGAUUGCUCUGCUGGACGUGAAGCAUCAGGAUGUCUGCUUUUCGGCCUGCGGCGUUCUCCUCAAUCUCACCGUGGAUAAAGACAAGCGUGGCCUCCUGAAGGAGGGAGGCGGCAUUAAAAAGUUAGUGGAUUGUUUAAGAGAGUUUGGUCCUACUGAUUGGCAGCUGGCCUGCUUGGUUUGCAAAACUUUAUGGAACUUCAGUGAAAAUAUCACAAAUGCUUCGUUGUGUUUUGGAGAUGAAGACACCAAGACACUCUUAGACCUGUUGUCCUCGUUUUUAGAUGAAGAAUUAGCGCUGGAUGGCAGUUUUGACCAAGACCUAAAAAACUAUCACAAACUCCACUGGGAAACAGAGUUCAAACCUGUGGCACAGCAGCUUCUGAACCGCAUUCAGAGGCACCACACCUUCCUGGAGCCCCUGCCCAUGCCUUCCUGCUAAUCCACCCAGACUCGCCAUGGGAGCAGCAAAGCAGGUCUCCCCCUCGUUCCCACGAAGCAGUCACAGACGUGAACAUUGUCGUCCACAUUCACAAACAUGGAGAGUUUUUCAAGCGCUGACGUUAGUAGGCUAAGUGUUGUGAAAUAACACAGCUCUUGUCUCUUGUUGGGUAUUAUGGAGAAAUGAACACACAUGUUAUGUUUUCUGCUAUGAGAAGUAUGAGAUGAUAAUAUAUGCAUGUUUAAGUCAGAGACUUUUUCCUCGAUUCCCUGUGAAAUAAUUUAUUUCUAGUCUUAAAAAUCCUUAUGUAACAACUUCGGGAUCUGAGUGCCUGUUGGUGCGGUGGUUACAUGGGCUGCCAGUGAAGACUGUUAGCUUUUGUGUAGAGAAAGAUUGGUGAUCAACAUGAAUGAACACAGCACCCCGUGAGCAUCUGGACGGCUUCUUACUGCUUCUGAAACUACGUUUUCUGGUUAGGUAAUGCUGGCCUUCAGGUUCAGAGAAGGAGUAAGCAGGGAAAGAUAGAAGGAUGCUUUGGACCUUCUACUUUUCAUGCAAUGAGUAAAACAGAUAAAAAGGGGGAGGAUUUUACCUCUUUGUUUUCCUUUAAAAUAAAAUG
This is a messenger RNA of Lepus europaeus (European hare), 3381 nucleotides long. RefSeq names its product armadillo repeat containing 2 (gene ARMC2). The transcript has 18 exons. Bases 171 to 2762 code for a protein of 863 amino acids. Gene Ontology annotation, molecular function: protein binding. Gene Ontology annotation, biological process: cilium organization; sperm axoneme assembly. Lineage: Eukaryota; Metazoa; Chordata; Mammalia; Lagomorpha; Leporidae. The record is from RefSeq and is a predicted model, not a curated record.